Molecule: messenger RNA, 4409 nt
Organism: Passer montanus (Eurasian tree sparrow)
Lineage: Eukaryota; Metazoa; Chordata; Aves; Passeriformes; Passeridae
Gene: INTS4
Product: integrator complex subunit 4
Exons: 23
Coding region: 45-2954 (969 amino acids)
Biological process (GO): snRNA processing
Cellular component (GO): integrator complex
Source: RefSeq, a predicted model, not a curated record
CCGCGCAGCUCUAUGGCUCCUCUUCCGGGUUGCGCGGCGGCGUCAUGGCGGCGCACCUGAAGAAGCGGGUGUAUGAGGAGUUCACCAAGGUGGUCCAGCAGCAGCAUGAGGACCUGUCCACUAAGAAGCUGCGGCUCACCAAGCCCAGCAAGUCAGCAGCGCUCCACGUGGACCUGUGCAAAGCCACCUCGCCUGCAGAUGCCUUGCAGUACCUGCUCCAGUUUGCCAGGAAGCCCGUGGAAGUGGAGAGCGUGGAAGGGGUUGUCAGGAUCCUGCUGGAGCAUUAUUACAAGGAGAAUGAUGCCUCUGUAAGACUGAAGAUUGCAUCCUUGCUGGGGUUGUUGUCAAAGACUGCAGGAUUUUCCCCAGACUGCAUUAUGGAUGAUGCCAUUAACACCCUUCAGAAUGAGAAGUCUCACCAAGUCCUUGCUCAGCUGCUGGACACCCUGUUAGUGAUUGGCACAAAACUCCCAGAGAAUCCAUCUGUCAGGAUGAGGCUGGUGGAGGUAGCCUGCAAGCAUCUGACAGAUUCUUCUCAUGGUGUAAGGAAUAAGUGUCUUCAGCUAAUUGGCUGUCUUGGCCCUGUGGAAAAAGGCAUUGCAAAAGAGGCUGAAAGCCAGGCAGCCAAAGAUGUCCAGAAGAUAAUAGGAGAUCAUUUUAAUGAUCAGGACCCUCGAGUUAGGACUGCAGCUAUAAAAGCCAUGCUACAGCUUCAUGAAAGAGGACUAAAGUUACAGCAAGCUAUUUAUAGUCAGGCCUGCAAGCUGUUGGCAGAUGAUUACGAGCAAGUGCGCAGUGCUGCAGUUCAGCUGAUUUGGGUCCUCAGCCAGCUUUACCCUGAAAGCAUCGUCCCGAUUCCUUCUUCUAAUGAAGAAAUUCGCUUGGUUGAUGAUGCCUUUGGAAAAAUUUGCCAUAUGGUUAGUGAUGGUUCCUGGGUUGUAAGAGUACAAGCUGCAAAGUUAUUGGGUUCUAUGCAACAAGUUAGCUCCCAUUUCUUGGAGCAGACCCUUGACAAGAAGCUCAUGUCAGAUCUGAGGAGGAAGCGCACUGCACAUGAACGAGCCAAAGAGCUCUACAGCUCUGGGGAGUUUUCAAGUGGCAGAAAGUGGGGAGAUGAUGCUCCCAAAGAGGAGAUCGAUACUGGUGCUGUGAACUUGAUUGAAUCAGGAGCUUGUGGGGCUUUUGUUCAUGGCCUAGAAGAUGAGAUGUAUGAGGUUCGAAUCGCUGCGGUGGAAGCCCUGUGUAUGUUGGCUCAGUCCUCGCCUUCUUUUGCGGAGAAAUGCCUGGAUUUUCUGGUUGAUAUGUUUAAUGAUGAAAUUGAGGAGGUCAGAUUGCAGUCAAUACACACAAUGAGAAAAAUUUCCAACAACAUCACGCUGCGGGAGGACCAGCUGGAUACUGUGUUGGCUGUCUUGGAGGAUUCUUCAAGGGACAUUCGGGAAGCACUUCAUGAACUGUUGUGUUGCACCAAUGUUUCAACUAAAGAAGGCAUCCAUCUUGCACUGGUGGAGCUGCUGAAAAACCUGACCAAGUAUCCCACAGACAGAGAAUCCAUAUGGAAAUGCUUGAAGUUCCUGGGAAGCAGGCAUCCCACUUUGGUGCUUCCAUUAGUCCCAGAGCUGCUGAGCACACAUCCGUUCUUUGACACCCCGGAACCAGACAUGGAUGACCCAGCCUACAUUGCUGUUCUGGUUCUGAUUUUUAAUGCUGCUAAAAGUUGCCCAACAAUGCCUGCCCUGUUCUCUGACCAUACAUUCAGACAUUACGCGUAUCUUCGGGACAGUCUCUCUCACCUGGUCCCUCCAUUAAGGUUGCCAGGUAGAAAGCUGGUGUCCUCUACUGUUUCUCCCAGUAUUACCCCACAUGAAGAUCCUUCCCAGCAGUUCCUGCAUCAGAGCCUGGAGAGGGUUUACAACUUUCAGCACCUCGACCCACGGGGCAUACAGGAGCUGCUGGAAUUUACCAUCCGUGAUCUUCAGAGGCUUGGAGAGCUGCAGUCAGAACUGGCAGGGAUGGCAGAUUUCACUGCAACUUACCUUCAGUGUCAGCUGCUCCUCAUCAAGGCCUUGCAGGAGAAGUUGUGGAAUGUGGCAGCUCCCCUGUACCUGAAACAGAAUGCAUUGGCAUCUGCUGCAGCAAAACAGAUCUUGGAAGAAACUUACAAAAUGGAGUUCAUGUACAGCGGAGUGGAAAGUAGACAAGUGGUCAUUAUUCACCACAUGAGACUGCAAGCGAAGGCCUUGCAGCUGAUAGUGACUGCCCGCACCACCAGAGGAGUGGAACCUCUUUUUGGGAUGUGUGAAAAAUUCCUCCAAGAAGUGGAUUCCUUUCAGAGGUGUUUUAUCUCUGAGCUCCCACAUAUGCAAGGCAGUUUUGUAGAUAAAUUGCUGGACUUAAUGCCCAGACUUGUGACAUCCAAGCCCUCAGAAGUGGUCAAGAUUCUUCAGACAACACUGCGGCAAAGUACCUUCCUCCACCUUCCUCUUCCAGAGCAGCUCCAUCGAGCCACUGCAAAUAUCAUUGAGCCUACUGGUGAAUCUGAUAAUCCCCUGAGGUUUACAUCAGGAUUGGUUGUGGCACUGGAUGUUGAUGCAACUCUGGAACAUGUGCAGGAUCCCCAAGGAACUGUUAAAGUUCAGGUGUUGUAUCCAGAUGGACAAGCACAGCUAAUCCAUCCUAAACCAGCUGACUUCCGAAAUCCUGGCCCUGGGAGGCACAGGCUGAUAACUCAGGUUUACCUCUCUCACACAGCCUGGACAGAGCCAUGUCAGAUUGAAGUGCAAUUGCUGCUGGCUUACAACUCCAACAGGAGCAAAGCAUCUACCAGAGUUCCUAAAUCUACCUGGAGUGAGAGCUUGGAGGCUCUCCCACCCUCUGAAAAUGGCAUAGAGGGGACCAUUCCCUUCAGCAAACCUGUCAAGGUGUAUAUAAUGCCCAAACCUGCCAGGCGGUGAAGGCUGGCGCCGAAAAACCUCUUUAUGGGGUUUGUUGUGUCCAAGACAGCAAAUCAAGCCAAAACAGCCUGUACUUGCCUAAAGGGAGUCAAAAUAAAGCUGCUGAAAAACAGGUCUCUUAAGCAGCAGGCAAAUACAGGAGUUACUCAGCUGGUUAGGAGUGGUUUCAAGAAAAUGCAGGUUUUUCUAUAUUGACUCAACAGAAACAGAACAGUUCACAAUCAGCAUUCCAGUAGUAAUUUUAUUGGGCUGUACCUUCAGUUUUUACCUAUCGAAAGUCUUUCUCCAAGGCCUCUAGGUUUUCUGCUAUGUAUUUACUAUGUAAAUGCUUGAGCACAUAAAUCAAUGUUAUUUUUACAGAACUCUGAAGUGAAGCUGAGGAGUUCAGCAUUUUGUGUGGGAUUGUUGGUUUGUUUCUGGGGUUUUCUGGGUUUGGUUGUUCUGGUUUUGGGUUUGGCUUUUUUGGUUGUUUUUUUUUUGUUGGUGGUGGGGUUUUUUUGUUUGUUUGGUGGGUUUUUUGUGGUUUUUUUGUUUGGGUUUUUUUGUUUUGUUUGGUUUUAGGUUUUGGGGUUUUUUUGCAUGUCUAAAACUUGUAUUUGUGCACUGGUACUUAAUUUCUUAACAGAAAAAUAAUAAUCUAAAAAGUACUGUUGUUUUUGUAUGGGAACAGCACCUAGGAAGGAAGUUUCCAAUUGCUGUUCUACAUCCUCUACAGCUGUACUGAAGCUGGUCCAGCUCUGGGGAGGGCACAGGUGCAGGGGCAGGAGGAACCCCUUUGUGCAGGUGGCAAAACUUCAGUCAGCAGGGCGUGGAGUUUAACUGGGCUACAGCAACAAAGCAGUUUGUCUCCUGUUGCACCUUUGUGCAGCUUGAGGAGCAGUGUGAUUAAGUACCAGUUGGAAAAUUCCUAACCACAACCCACUAAGUUUUAAAGGAUCUGUUUCUGUGUGAUGAUCCUGGCCUGAACCAGUCUUAGUGGGAUGUGAAAAUCUAUGACUUUCAGUUUAGCAGCACUUUGGGCACUCAGAGUCUUUCUUGUCAGUUGAAGUAGCCAAACACCCUCUGUUCAACAGCAGUUGGGCAGCUGGUCAGUGUUCCCCUCUGGAGGUGAGCUGGGAGUACAGAGGGACAAGCAUUUAGUUAAAACUUGAUCCAUCUGGCAUUCCUGUCAGGAAGUGUGUCUGUGCAUUGCUUCUGUGUGCCAGGCUUAGUGGACUGAGUAACCUCCUAUGAUUUGUAGCAAUCCUUUGGUAGGAUUUUUUAGGAGGACCUAAUGUGUGAAACAUUCUAGUGCAGCAGCCAAAUGCUGCCUGUGUUCAUGAAUCAGUGGGCUUUUUUCCUUUUUAAAAAGGUGUAUUUUUAGCAAACAAACAAAACAGUGAAGAAAUACUUUCCAGUUGUAUUUAGUGUAAAUAACCCCUUACAUGCUUUCCUACAAUAAAAUUGGAAAACUCA